Molecule: messenger RNA, 2100 nt
Organism: Elephantulus edwardii (Cape elephant shrew)
Lineage: Eukaryota; Metazoa; Chordata; Mammalia; Macroscelidea; Macroscelididae
Gene: USHBP1
Product: Usher syndrome 1C binding protein 1
Exons: 12
Coding region: 1-2100 (699 amino acids)
Source: RefSeq, a predicted model, not a curated record
AUGAAUGCCCGGAUGAUGCGGCCCCGGAGUCGGCGAGGGAGACACCCUCCACCUGUAGAGUUGGACCCAGUGGUUGAGAGUUCAGAAGAGGUAGAAGUGGCAGCUGGGAACCCAGAGGCAGGCCCUGCACCACCUCAGGAGAGCUAUGACAAGUCGGGCCUGCCCUGGCCAUCGAUGGAGGCUGCUGGUCAGGACACGGGGAACAGGGCAGACAAGGAACUUGAUGAAGACAACAGUAUGAGACAGUCUCCACCCCUUAAGGGUUCCCAAAGGCCUUCAGAGGAAGUCCAUCAGGCUCCCGAAGAAGCCCCAGAGAAUGGAGAGACCGUCCCCCCAAGACCUGAGCCCCCUGAUGUGUUCCAGAUGCUCCAGCACACUCUGAGCUCCCUGGAAGCAGCGGUUGCUGCCUGGCGCCAGCCACCCCCCAGCUGCUCUGAGCCAGGAGAGGCAGAGAGCAGAGGCGAGGGGGCAGCAGGGGCCCUUGAUGGGCAAGAGGGGACAGGGUCCUGCCAGCGGGAGGCAGCCCGCCUGACCGAGAGGAACGCCUGGCUGCAGCUGGCCCUGGGCAGCCGUGAGGAUGAGCUGGCCCGCAUGCAGGCCUCUCUCCAGGCUGUCCGGGCAGAGAAAGAGAUGCUACAGAGAGAGGUCCAGGAGCUGCAGGAUUCACUGCUGAGACUCCAGCCCUGCCCACCUCCCUCCCACAGCCAAACAGGCAGCUCAGGCAGUGGUUCCAGCAGUCCUGGAGCAGAAGGGGAGACAUGGGGGACUCAGAAUCCCUUUCCCCUGGCUCAUCCCCUACUCCGGCACCUCAGGAGUGAUUCCAGCACCCAGAUCCUUGGACCUCUCCCUAUUCAGCCCCUGGUUCCUGAGAUGCACCUCAUGGAAGCCCAGACUGUGCAGCUCCAGAGAAACAUCGAGAAACUCAAAUGUUUCAACCGUCUGCUGUCGGCCGUGCUCCAGGGAUACAAGGGCCAGUGUGAAGGUCUCACUAUGCAGCUGAGCCGGCGAGAGGCCGAGGCCACAGCCCUGCAUCUGGCCUUGCAGUACAGUGAGCAUUGUGAGGAGGCGUAUGGGGCCCUGCUUGCUCUGCGGAAGGCCGCGCUGGGAACAGAGGACGGAACCUCCAUGGGUGACCUGUGGGCAGCUGAGAAGGAAGCAUGGAGAGUGUUGGCACAAGAGGAAGCUGCCAUACAGGGAGGAAAACCACGAGAGAACCUGCCAAGCCCUGAGGGCAGCAGUGUGGACAAGCCCACACUACAGGAGGUGGCUUCCCAGCUCCAAGGCCUCAUCCAGUGUCUGCAGGACCACCGCGCUUUGGUGAAGAUUCCCCCGGAGCCCGGUCCCACUCUGGCACCCAUACCCAAUGUGCCACGGACAGAAGCCAUGCUGCAGGCCAUGCUGGAGACCCAGCCUGGCCCAGCCCUGCUCCGGCUGGAGAAGACACAGAUCCAGGAGGAGCUAGUGGCCACACGGGAGACCCUGGCAGACUUGGCACUAAGGUUACAGCUGGCGCGCAGGGAGAAGCGGGGCCUGGAGCUUCGGGAGGCCGCCCUUCGAGCCCUGGGCCCGGCCCACGCGCUGCUCCUGGAGCAGCUGCAGUGGGAGAGGUCUCAGCUUGAUGGGGAGGAGGGCAGCGAUGCAGACAGCAGCAGGGGCGGAAGCAGCGGGGAUGAGGAGGAAUGGCCGCAGGGCCCUCCUGCUGGCCCUGAUGGCACUUGUGGUGUUGAUGGAGGUCAAGUGGACAAAGUGAGGGACCCAGAGGAGCUAGCCCGGGAGCUGGAGUUGUCACUAACCCGGUCCCUGGACCUUCGAGGGCAGCUGCAGAGUGUUCGAGAAGAGCUGGAACAGGUGGCUCAGAGGGCUCGAAUCAGACGCACUCAGAGUGCCAAGCUGAACAGCGAUUUAUGCAAAGCUCACAGCUCCCUGGUCCUGGCAUUCCGAGGAUCUCACCGGAAGCAGGAGGAGCAGCAGAGGAAGUUGGAACAGCAGGUGGCUCUAAUGGAGGCCCGACAGGCAGAAGAGCUGGCCCUGUUGGAAGCCACUGCGAGGGCCUUGGAGAGGCGGCAGCUGCCACCCCAACCAGGGGAGACCCUUCUGUAG